GAGAAAACAACAGGUAGUAGUGGGGAGACAGCAACAAGUAGUAGUGGGGACACAAAUACAGGGUAGUGGUGAGGAGACUGCAGGUAGUAUUGGGGAGACAGUGACAUGGUAAUUGUUUUUCUCGUUAUAUUGAUGGUACUUAAAAUGAGAUCAGUGAAAUCUUUUAAAUAGAAAAACAACAACAAUUUUUUGUUGAUUUUUAGUAAAUGUAUAACAAUUUGAUCAACAUGAAGGUCAUUCGGUAAGUUGAUCAAUGCAUGAUAAUUAAUGACGGACUUAAGUAAUUCAUGGUGCUAUACAACGGACUUAAACAAUGGUGUUAUAUGACGCACUUAAUUCAUGGUGCUAUAUGAAGCACUUAAUUCAUUGUGCUAUAUGACGCACUUAAUUCAUGGUGCUAUAUGACGCACUUAAUUCAUGGUGCUAUAUGAAGCACUUAAUUCAUUGUGCUAUAUGAAGCACUUAAUUCAUUGUGCUAUAUGACGGACUUAAUUUAUUGGAAUUUUUUUUCCUUUUUUAAUUAAAAAAAAGUGUUAAAGAAAGACUCAUUGAAUUUUUAUACUUUAGUAAUGUUAGCAGCUGUACACAAUAAACAUCUUAUAAGCUGUUUAGUAUAACAUUAUACAUCCGAAUGUAUAUAUAUAUAUAUAUAUAUAUAUAUAUAUAUAUAUAUAUAUAUAUAUAUAUAUAUAUAUAUAUAUAUAUAUAUAUAUAUAUAUAUAUAUAUAUAUAUAUAUAUAUAUAUAUAUAUAUAUAUAUAUAUAUAUAUAUAUAUAUAUAUAUAUAUAUAUAUAUAUAUAUUUUAAGGACAGCCCUUACAAGAAUUAAAAUGUCAUUAGAGCCAUGUUCGUGGCCAUCUUAUGAACAACUUCCGCAAUGUGUAUGUCUAUUUUAAACGGCAUUGAGUCUUGAUACAUAGAGAGUCGUGUUACGUAGAGAUUCCUGUUACAUAGAGAGUCGCGUUACAUAAAGACUCUUGUUACGUAGAGGGAGUCGUGUUACGUAGAGACUUGUGUUACGUAGAGAGUCAUUUUACGUAGGUCAUUUUACGUAGAGAGUCAUUUUACGUAGAGAGUCAUUUUACGUAGAGUCAUUUUACGUAGAGAGUCAUUUUACGUAGAGAGUCAUUUGACGUAGAGCAUGGGUCUCAAACUCAAAUUAUCUGGGGGCGCAGAUAGAGUCUGAGUGAGACUGGGCUGCAUCAAGUAUUAAAAAAAAGAGCCAUUACAAGUUUAAUAAAUUAUGACUGUUACAAUGAGCUCAACUUUUAUUAAUAACUAAUAAAAACAUUAAGGGUUCUCAAGAACUAGGCUUCACUUUAUUCCUCCUACUCCUUGUUGCCAGAGACCUGGAAGCGCUUCUUCUUACACAGCUAAGCAACAUUUAGUUGGCUUGAGUGAGGAAGCAACUGAUACACUUAUUAUAGCUUGAGGAUGCUCAUCAGUAAGUUUAGCCCUAAACUUUGACUUGUUAAAGUUUAUAGUGGAAAAGAGCUUUUUACACAGAUAGGUAUUUCCCAAAAAGGCACAUGAUCAGCUUGAACGAACGGGAGAUCUCAGAGAAGGUGGAGGGCAAUGCUCUCAUAAUUUGUUCAUGCUUGUCUGUUUUUCACUCAUCUCCCUGAACUUAGCCUUGAUUGAAGCGCCAAAAAAGGGGGGGUUGGGCGGGGGUUGGGGGGGCGGCAUCUUCCACUUUGAAGGAGAAAGGGUCAGCAAAAAUUGGAAAAGUGGCAAAGUGCGUCUUAAAGUUUGCAAAGAAUUGAUAAAAUUAUUCCUGCAGCUUUGAAAUGGCAUCAGUAUACUUACUACUAAGUUACUACUGAAUGAUUUGCCCCGAGUCCAUGAGUACUUUGCAUGUUGAGAAAUGGCAGAGGUUUCUCUGAGAACCAUAACAGUUUUGUGCAGAAUGCCCUGACAUUGUCAUAGGCAACACUGGCAAGCUGCCCAUGAUAUUGAAUCUUAUUGUUGAGUACAUCCAGCUCCUGUACAUUGUAAACAAGAAAAGCCAAGUCCAUGAGCCAUUUGGGAUCACUUAGUACAGGAGCAAGCACCCCAUCCUUCUCCGUGAAAGCUUUGAAGACAAAACGUGCUAUUGUAGGGAGAAUAAAUAUUGAUAUGUUUAUUGUAGAAAAGGCCUUUUUGACUAAUACUAUUUUGAAAGUGAUCAAGCUGACAGGCUCGGAAUUUUCCUCACUCAUCAACACUAGCCGCCAUUUUAAUAAGGAUUCUUCGAUACUGUAUCAGAUGACUACGAUUUACACAAUUAUGGUUGUGCAUUACCCCCUAAUUGAUUUUUAAAACUUUUCUCAAAACCACACACUGGACAUGUUUUUCUCAUAAAAUUCUAUAAAAUAAAAACUUUUAGUCCCAUUUUAAAACGGUGUUUACGAUUAUCAUCAACUUACAAAUAUUUACAAAGAUAAUAAAAAUCAGAAUGACACUAGUCGGGGAGAUUCGACUGAAAACAUCGCGGAGGGUUACAUUAUAAAUAUGAGAUAAGGGACAGCGCGCGGGCCGCAUUAACACUAAACUUUGCUGUCAGGUAUCGGGUUGCAAAUUUGGUCUUGCGGGCCGCAAAUGGCCCGCAGGCCGCGUGUUUGAGUCCCCUGACGUAGAGAGUCGUAUUGCGUGGAGCGGUAGUCACUUGAUACCAUCCAUUUUCUCAUGUCAAUUUAAAGACAGGGAGUGUGUUCUCAGAGUGUUUGGAGGGGGUCAGGGUUUAACACACACAUAGUUCUCAAAAGAAGUAAAAGAGUCCCGUAAACUGAUGUCGAAUGGCAGCAUUUAUUUAAACAGCUGUUUAUGGUGUGCUGCAAGUCAUAGCUUUAUGUCAGAACAUAACGUUCUAUAUAGAAAACAGAUGAUUUCACUUCAUAUAGCUUACUUAUAUUAUUCAUGACAUCAAAGUAUUCUAACGAUUUCAUGAUUUUGUCUUUGGACAUCUAACAUUCAGCCAAUGGAUCAAAGUGGUCGGUUAAGAAUUUUGUUGUUGUUGUAAAUUUAAGAAAUGAAGGGUUGAUGUAUGUAUCAGGAGCCCAUGUAGGGAAGGGUGGCUCAUGUAGGGAAGGAUGGCCCAUAUAGAGAAGGAUGGCCCAUGUAGGGAAGGAUGGCACAUGUAAGGAAGGAUUGCACAUGUAGGGAAGGGUGGCUCAUGUAGGGAAGGAUGGCCGAUGUAGGGAAGGACGGCACAUGUAAGGAAGGAUGACCCAUGUAAGGAAGGAUUGCACAUGUAGGGAAUGAUGGCACAUGUAGUGAAGGAUGGCACAUGUAGGGAAGGACGGCCCAUGUAGGGAAGGACGACCCCUGUAGAGAAGGAUGACCCAUCUUACCCACACCGAUAUUCCAUGGCCUGCUAAUCUUUCCACAUUUAAAUCCCUCUGACAACCCAUCCCACCAACAACCCACGCAACCCUUUGGCAUUCCAAAUUUUCCAAGUGUCUUUAUGUUCUUAUGAUGUUCCAUCAGAUGUAUUGUUAAAGAAAAAAAACAAACAAAAACUGUCUAUUUCAGUUGGGCCCAUUCCUACCUGAGCCCUGUCUCUCCUGUUUCUGCUUCGACACGGGCUCAACCGACUGUUUCAUCAUCCAGUGCCCGAAAUGUCUCUUCUACUACUACAAGCCCGGGGAUUGCUGCGCCUCAUGUGAGCCCCCGCCACCACCAGCGCAAGCACCCUCGCGGAAAAAUGCAGUGAGUAUUUACAGAUCAUGUUUAAAGUUAACAGGCGCUGCACUCUAACUUUUAACUUAACAAUGUAACAGAGACACGCAGUGAGUAGAAAUAAUCUAAUGACGAGCAAUGAUCAGGGAUUCUGAAUCGGUUGCUAAUAGACCCCUGUGUUGCAUCGAAUAUUUAUUUUAAAAAAAAAUUCCUAGAGAGAUUUGAAAAAUGAAUUAUUAAAAGCCUUUUUAUCAGUUUGGAAAUGAUCAAAGGGCUCAGUGGUCUUACAAAGAUUCAGAGCCCCUGGUACAGGUUAACAUGUUGACUAGAUUUCUACUAAACCAUUUAAUAAGGGUAUUGUAACUUUGACAGUAAUAUCUUAACAUUUAAAAAAACUUAAGUUUCUAUAAUAAGUAUGUCUUUAGAUUUUGUUUAAACAGCGUCUUGCUUUACGGUAAUUUGUUGUUUUUUUUCCUUUGAAUUUGUUUGUUUUUUUUUUUUUUUUUUUGUUAUUUUUUUUUUAGUUAUGGCAUUGUGAAGAUUUGGUAGGGAUACUUUGAUUUGCUUUGCGCUUUGUUAAUUUCAUGUUUCGCAACCUGUUCAACUGGCAUUUUAUGUUUACCUCAUGGCAUUAAAUCUACCAAAUAAUUCCAUUUUAGCGCGAUCGAGCGGGACGCUUAUAUAACUAUUGUAAAAUAUUAAUUCAACAGGUUGAGAAGCGUAGUUCUAAUACUGAUAUUUUUUAACACACUUACAAAUAUUGCUAUUAUUUGUUUCAUUGCUUUGUGUGCGUUUGUAUUGCAAUGACUACCAGUAAGUAGCAUCAUUUAAAAUUCGAUUGAAACCAAGUCUUUCAUUCAGGUCAGAAUGUUGGGCAGUAUUAGUGCAGAGCGAUGGGUACAGUGUUUCUCUCAGGCAUCUCUCCGGGUGUGUGUGUGUGUGGGGGGGGGGGCGGACGACUGCCCCCUCUGAGAAAGUCAAUCGCCCCCCACCCCGGGAGAAAAAUAUAAUAAUAUACAAUUACAGAAUUGUCACGUUUAAACUCUAAAUAAAAUUUGUAAAGCAUUGGAACAAAUCAAAUAAAACUACGCUAAAUAUAAAUUUGAUGACCUUAACAUUGAAGGAAAUUCUAGAUACAGCAUUCGAUUCUAAAUAGUGUAGUGUUCCUACCUAAAAAAUAGUCAGCUCCAGAUUACUAGCCGCAGCUCUACAUUGGGGUGGGUGGGGGGGGGGGUAAUGUGCACCCCGGAGAAAAAAAAAGUGUUCACAUUUAAAGUGAAAAUAUAAUUUUAAAAACAAAGAACGUGUACUAGUUUUGUAAAAAAGGUUAAGAAUUGUACCUCUCCUGAGGUAUAAGAAAAUAUUGAAGACCAAUAUAAAUUAUGUAAGAAAAUAUUUGGAGAUUUACUAUAAAUUCAUGGGGCAAAAAAUCAUUUUCCCUCAAGUAGUCUAGAACUGAUUUCUUUCGUUGCAUUUCAUAACACAAACAUAUUUAAAACUAAUUUAUUGUUACUAAAAGCAAUAAAAGAAGGUGCUAAAACUCUGACUGAAAUGGUUUUAAAAGGUUUUAUUUUUGUAACAUAUUGAAAGGAAGGUUCCCAUAAUACUGCAUGUUACUGGUUGCAUGUGAAGAGCAGUUUUAGUCCCAGUGCUACCUCUAACCCAUUGCGGUUCUUUCUUGGAUUGUUUCCUCUCUCCACAGCACUGGGAGCGAGAGGAGCCCAACGAAGGCGGCAUUUAACACUUAACAGAAAACUGGUCCCCGUCAAUGAUGGCGGCGCUGGGAGCUGUCAUUGUUAGAAAAUUGCAUAACCUAAUACCUUAAUUGUGCCAAAUAUAACGUAGUUAAUAUAAUUAACCUGAAAAGUGUUGAGCAAAUGUAGAAAGGAGAUGGAUUUGUAGUUUUAAAUUAAUUUUCAGUGAACGGAUUUUAAAUGUAAAUAUUGUUCACAUGUUUUGUACACGCUAUACUGUUUUUGUUUGUUUUUAUUUCUGCUCUAUCACCUCUUACAGUACAGAGACACGGACCCAGGAGAGAUACACGAAACAUAAGCGGAUGUCGGAUUAACAUAAAUCGGAUAGACAACGUUUUUUCUUGGAAAUGGAAUGCAAAACAUAAGAUCCAGAAAAAAAUAUUUGUUUGCUGGGCAAUUUUUUUUUUUUUUUUUAAAUUAAAGCUUUUUCA
Molecule: messenger RNA, 5841 nt
Organism: Lymnaea stagnalis (great pond snail)
Lineage: Eukaryota; Metazoa; Mollusca; Gastropoda; Lymnaeidae
Source: the annotation of a GenBank genome assembly